Molecule: messenger RNA, 2719 nt
Organism: Microdochium trichocladiopsis
Lineage: Eukaryota; Fungi; Ascomycota; Sordariomycetes; Xylariales; Microdochiaceae
Product: Alpha/Beta hydrolase protein
Exons: 2
Coding region: 179-2434 (751 amino acids)
Biological process (GO): triglyceride catabolic process
Cellular component (GO): cytosol
Molecular function (GO): sterol ester esterase activity; triacylglycerol lipase activity
Source: RefSeq, a predicted model, not a curated record
UCUUGCAACCGCGCCUCGUCCCGGCUCCUCCAACCCCACGAGCCAUGAUCUGUCGGCGCCGCUCGACAUCUCUCCACUCAUAGCCCAACAAGACUGCCAGUUUCCUUCCCUCUCGCGUCCUUCGAGGGACUCGAACACGACAACUCGCUGCUUGACAUAUCCUGGCACAUACGCCAUCAUGUUAGACCACGUUCUGGGCCGGCCGUCGGUCAAGUCGCGUAGGCUGCAAGUCCUCGCUGUCCUGACAUUCUGGUCGGUCUACUUAGUGAAAGGUCCUCGCCAUGGUCCACCACUACUCCGUCGCCUGUCCAAGCUCUCUUCGAGGGCCCUGACGGGAUGGCAGAUUGUUGUUCUCACCAUGGUCUACCUAUAUGCCACGCGCAACUUCAGCACCAUCGUCGGCCUCGCCAGCCCCGAGCCCAUGGCCAACAUGUACGAUACAAAGUACUUCCGGGCCACCUGGGUCCUGACGGCUCUCGAUGCCGGCUUCUGGACAGCCAUGAAGAUCAAGAAGAAGUGGCUCCGCGAUUUUGCGAGCAUCUUCUUCACCAUUUAUUACCUCAUAGCGGCGGAGAAAGCUGACAACAAGGUUCGCAAGGUGCGAGGGAUGAUCACCGUCGACCACCUGCGGAUCAGCUGGAACAAGGGCAGCACCUCGCCGUCCUUGUCGUUUUUCCAGAAUCUCCUUCGGCCGCGCUUCACUCGCUGGCCACCCCGGGCUAUCCGUAUCCCCAGGCCGAGCACCAGCGACUACAAGGAGCCCGUAUCCGCAUGGCUCUAUUACGAUGGGCCUGUGUCAGAUCUCGUCCACAUCAACAAAAUGAUUUUGGACAUUCCUGGUGGUGGUUUCGUGGCUAUGGACCCGAGGUGCAACGAUGACAAGCUGUUCGCAUGGGCAGGAAAGACUGGGCUGCCAGUCUUGAGUCUUGAUUACAAGAAGGCACCCGAAUUCCCCUUCCCAUUCGCCCUGAACGAAUGUUUCGACGUUUAUACGACCAUUGUGCGCAGUCGUGGGCGAUGCAUCGGCAUGUCAGGCCGUGACGCCCCAAAGAUUGUAAUCGCUGGCGACAGUGCAGGUGGGAAUAUUGCAACGGCCAUGACCUUGAUGAUCAUCGAGAGCCACAUCAAAAGCCGCGGGAUAGCCUCUGGACAGCCACCUUUACCUGUACCCGACGGACUACUACUGCUUUACCCGGCAUUGGACAUGAAUAUCGGCAACUGGAUGUCUGACGAGCAAAUGGCGCUCGUCAAGGACCGCGGGACGAAAGCAACGAACAAGAACUACAUCCGCCGGAAAACCAUGCAAUUUAGCGAUGUCGCUGGCACACCACACCACUCCGACGAUGAGGAUGACCAGAGCCCUCCACCACUCAAGCUCGACACCGCAGUGGUGGCCGAGGGACUUGGCGAAGAGGACCAGGCCGCACUCGCCUCUCCGCAACCCAAGUAUUCCCAUGCUAACCCACAAGAGUGGACGGACAAAGAGCCUGCCAGCCCGGUCGCGCGGAGAAAGUCGCUGUCUCAUCAGCCGGAACCUUUACGUACUCGACUAGCCAUGUCCUCCAUGCUGUCUUAUUUCAACGAUCGUGUCCUUACGCCAGAGAUGAUGCGAGCUAUGAUCAUUCUCUACAUUGGCCCGCAUAAUCGUCCAGACUUUUCUCAGGACUAUCUGCUGUCGCCGAUCUUGGCACCCGACGCCUUGCUACAACUGUUUCCCAAGACAUACUUUCUCACAGGCGAGCGGGACCCACUGGUGGAUGACACGGUCAUCUUUGCUGGCCGGCUCCGAAAAGAGAAGCGCGCGCUGCACGCACAAAGAGUCAAUGGCCGCGACCCGACUUUGCUCGACGACUUUGACGAGAAGGAUAUCUGUGAAGUGGUGCUCAUUCCGGGCAUCAGUCACGGCUUCAUCCAGUUCCCAGCUCUGUACCCACCAGCAUGGAAGUUCAUUGACCGUUGUGCGCAGUGGGCUGUGGAACUGCUGGACACAGCCGACGCAAGGGCUUUGCGUGAGCAGCAGGCUUGGGAGUUCCACCCUGCGAGCCCACAACAACGGCAUCACAGGCGGGUCGAAAGCAGUGGCGAUGAAGGUGGCCUCGAGAUCAACAUGACCCGCACAAGGGGCCGGACGAUCAGCGACGAAGGCAAGGCGAAGGGCAGCCCAGGAAUAGGAAGCACGUCGCCGCCCAUGCCCACGAUCUCAUCACCAGCUCCUGUCAACGGAGAUGGCAUGGGCCCAGAAGGCCGCAGCUCCCCCUUGAAUGGUGUGAAUGGCAAUGGCGCCGCCGCGAGCCCGUCCUUGCCGCCUAAGCGCAGGAAACAGGUGCAGAAGUCAAAGAGCAUCAUCAGACUGAACAGCUCGGAUGAUCUUCUUGGUAGAAGGAUGCAGGGCCUCGCCGGCCCGCUUACUGGAACACACGAUGAUGCCGACUAGAGAAACACGGGGCCUAUAUAAGAGACGUAUACGAACAUAUUGCACGACGAUGAUCAUGUGAUUGAUUUGCUCCACUCACGGGAUUGUCUUUGAGGAUUCUGCAAUGGCUUUGUAAAGUGCACAUUGCUGGGCGAAGAUGAUGCAAAUUGGGCGUAUGAAUUACGAUGCAACUCCUGGAGGACUGCUUCUUGUGACGGUUGCAUCCGUUUCCCGUGCCAAAUCCGUGACCUACGGCGUUCUACAGACCAGAAAUCCUUCACUCCUUGACGAACCCUCCCCCAUAUC